Mesitornis unicolor (brown roatelo) is the source of this 369-nucleotide messenger RNA. It is a transcript of the gene PSCA, whose product is annotated as prostate stem cell antigen. Lineage: Eukaryota; Metazoa; Chordata; Aves; Mesitornithiformes; Mesitornithidae. The transcript has 3 exons. The record is from RefSeq and is a predicted model, not a curated record. Bases 1 to 369 code for a protein of 122 amino acids.
AUGAAGGCUUUCCUUAUCCUCCUGCUGGGAGCAGUCCUGUGCUUGGACUCAGGUUCUUCUUUGAAGUGUUACAGCUGCACGUCACAGCUCAGCAACUCCAACUGUAAGAAGGAAGUGGACUGCAAUGAUAAAACAGCAUGCAAGACAGAUGUGAUCAGGGUUGCGGGGUUCUUCAACCUCAUCAGCAAGGGCUGUGACUCGUCGUGUCAAUCGCAAUAUCAGGAUUUCAGUGUAGGCAGCAGGAACAUCUCCUGCUGCAGCAGCGACCUCUGCAAUGUCAACGCAGCAGGUAGUGUGAGGUGCAGCUAUGGGAUGGCAGCAGGGAUAGCAGCAAGUGUGCUUUGGUCCUUCCUGAACAACAGACUGUGA